This is a messenger RNA of Tetrahymena thermophila SB210, 618 nucleotides long. Its product is annotated as HCaRG protein. NCBI's taxonomy places the organism in Eukaryota, Ciliophora, Oligohymenophorea, Hymenostomatida, Tetrahymenidae. The transcript has 6 exons. The record is from RefSeq and is a predicted model, not a curated record.
AUGAGAUUUUAGUUUUGCGGAGGAUUAAGCAUUCCUGAAUGGUUCUUAGCAGAAUCAUCCAACUUAGCAAAAAUAACAGCUAUUAAGUUGAAGUUAGUUUUGAAUGCAUUGAUUUAACAUUACUUAGAAGAUGCUGAUAAUUCAGAUUAAUUAGUUAAAACACUAGAAAACUCUGGAUUCAAUUCAUAAGAAAUUAAUGCAAUUAUUGCUUCUUUGGAAUUCAUAAUUAAAAAUUCAGUAUGCUAUGACAUAGAUGAAAAUGUUCUUAGCAAGGAGUUAAUAGAUUUGGGUUUCCCUAAAGAAAAUGUUGAAAUGAUUAUUAAAACUUUUAGAACAUAUAAAGAAAAACUAAAAUUAAAAGAAUUAAAAUCUACACUAAGAAUUUCAAAUGUCCAGGACUUAAAAUAUAGUGUUAAUAAAUUCAUUUUAUCAAAAGAAAAGUAAUUUGUUGAAAAAGAAAACAGAACAAAUGAAUCCCUCUUUUCAAACAUAUAAAUCAAAUAUAAUGAUUAACCAUAAAGAUAAUCAAAAACAGUAGAAUUCGUUGCAUUCCCUUCUAAAUUAGAAGAAUUAAUUUUUGAAUUAGAAAAAGCAUAAUAAAUAUUAAAUAAAUAUUGA